AUGAGGAACUUGGUAGUGUUGAACAGGGGACACAUUAGUCCCGAAUCACAAACUUAUCCAGAUUUGCACAUAAUUGACAGUGUUUACGAUGUAGUCUCCGAUGCUAUCACAUUCGUCCUAUCCUCAGAGGAAAGCCAAAUCAUUGAAGUACAACAAUUCCACAAGAAUGGGAGUGUCUCUGUUCUUGCUAGUUUCCCCGUUAGCUCAGAGCUAUUGAAUACUGUGCAUUUUGUUGACUCGGCUCAAUUAGUUUUUGUUUUUAGUAAUGGUGAUAUCAUCACUGCCAGCUACGAUCCACAACAAACAAACGAUUACGACCAUACCAUCAUUGAAAUUGUUGGUACAAUUGAUGUUGGAUUGAAAGCGGCACAGUGGUCUCACGAUGAAGAAACCUUGGCGAUGGUGACCAACGAAAAUAAAUUGCUUUUAUUAUCAAGGGUAUUUGAGCCAAUUACUGAAAAAUUGUUGGACUCUAAUGAUAUCAAAAUAUCCGACUCCAAGCAUGUUUCAGUGGGAUGGGGUAAAAAAGAAACACAGUUUAAGGGCAGAGGAUUCAAAGCAUUGGAAAGAGAAAAGGAAGCAUUGAAACAUGCAGGAUUGGAUGAAAAUGCAACACAAUUACGUGAUCCCACUGUGAAUGAAAUUGAACGAGGAACAAUCUCAGACUUUGAUGACAACACAGUCAGGAUCAGUUGGAGGGGUGACUCUGAAUAUUUUGCAGUAAACACGAGAGAGUCUGUCUUGGUCGAAGACACGAAGGAGACAUACGACCGUAGGGUUAUUCGAGUAUUCAACAGGGAAGGUGAACUUGACAGUGUUAAUGAAGCUGUUGACGGAUUGGAACAAAAUCUUAGCUGGAAACCGCAGGGUGCUCUAAUCGCCUCGACCCAGAGACAUAUCGAUGAUGAGGAUGGAGAAGAGGUUCUCGAUUUGGUAUUUUAUGAAAGAAACGGUCUCAGGCAUGGACAGUUUAACCUUCGAGUUGAUCCUCGUGAAGAAGUUGUGCAAAAUAUUACAUGGAGCUCUGAUAGUGAAAUAUUAUUAAUUCAAUACAAGGAUAGAGUACAAUUAUGGACAACGAAAAAUUAUCACUGGUACAUGAAGCAAGAGCUUUUUGCCAGUGAUAUCUUAUUCACAAAGUUCCACCCCGAGAAACCGUCAAACUUUAUGAUUGGAACGAUAAGUGGCUUGCAAAUUAUAGAUCUCACUUACAAGAUAGUCACAGGACCAACAAGGUUUGGCAACGAUUUGGGUAUGACUUUAGUUACAGAUGGCGCAAUAGCAAAGAUCACCCCGAUAUCAGUUGCUAAUGUUCCACCACCAAUGAGUUUACGUGAAUUAGAUGUUCCAGGAAACAUCAAUGACCUUGCAGUCAGUAAGUCGAAUGAAAAGUAUGCCACAUUGUGCAGCAACAAUGACAUAUACCUCAGUGAAUUGUCCAUUCCUGAAAUGAGGCAGGGCAAGCACCCCAAGGUGUUGAGCAGAGUUGCUGCGGAUGUGUACAUUAACGAAUCUAAUGAAGUAGCAAAGCAAAUUGCAUUCAUUAGGGAUGAUUUUGUUGCCGUUGCCAUUGAUGCACCAACAUAUUCUCGUGUGGUAUUGAUGGAGGUUGAUGAUAUAAAGAAUCCAAAGCUUAAUGAUUCAGUUGAUGUUACGCCAAAAUUAGUUUUGAUGAAAUCCAGGGCAGAUUUCAACACUGUGAUAAUUGAGACUGUAGAUAGCAGGCUUAUUCAAUUUGAUUCCACACAAGAUCUCAAAGAAGUAUGCAAGCUUCCACAAUUGUGUCGUGAGUUUGAAGUGAAUUACAAAGAAGAAACUGACGAGUUUGAGUGUUUUGGUUUGUCACGGAAUGGAAAACUAUUUCGCAAUGAAACACCAAUUGUCAGUGGAGUAACUUCAUUGUUGAUUACUGAGUCCCACUUAUUAUUCACGACAGUAUUAUCCAAGUUGUGUUUUGUUCAUUUGAACUCUACACAUGAGAAUUACGAAGUGUUUCAAAACCUAUCAAACGAAAAUAUUGUGGAUGAAAGAAUAAGACAAAUUGAACGGGGAUCAUUUUUGGUCAAUGCCAUGCCAACGAAAUACUCAGUUGUCUUGGAAGCCCCAAGAGGCAAUCUUGAGACAAUAUGUCCUAGGAUUAUGGUAUUGUCGGCCAUACGUAAAUUCAUCACAGCCAAAGAUUUUCACAACGCAUUCCUUGCAUGUCGUACACACAGAAUUGAUUUGGAUAUUUUGCACGAUUAUAAUCCAACAUUGUUCUUCAACAAUGUUGAGCUUUUUAUUAAUCAAAUACAGAAGGUUGAAUAUUUGGAUCUAUUUGUGUCAUGUUUGCAUGAAGAAGAUGUAACCAAGACCAAAUACAGAGAAACGUUGAUUGAUGCUGGUAUUAACGAAUCCGAGAUCAAACAGAAUGGAGAAACUUUACAACCAGCAUUUCGUAAGAAAUUUGCCAACAAGAAAGAAGAAGUAUUCAAAAACUUUCAAGACUCGAAGGUUAAUCGAAUUUGUGAGGCUGUUUUGUCCAUCUUGCUUAAACCAGAGUACUUUGACAAUUACAUGCAAACAGUUUUGACUGCCUACGCAUGUGAGAAGCCCCCUAAUUUGGUUGAGGCUUUAAAGUUGAUUGGCGGUUUAGGGGACGAACAACAGAAGGAAACUGCAAUAACCCACUUGUGUUUCUUGCAAGAUGUGAACAAGCUUUACGAUACAUGCUUGGGAUUGUACGAUGUCAAAUUGACUUUAUUGAUUGCGCAACAAUCUCAAAUGGAUCCAAAAGAGUAUCUACCAUUCUUACAAAACUUGCACGUGCAACCAGAAUUGCGUAGAAAGUUUUUGAUCGAUGAUCAUUUGAAAAAUUACAAUUUGGCAUUGAACUGGUUACAUGAACUGGGUGAAGGCGCUUUUGCAGAAUUCGAUGCCUAUGUUGUGAAACACGACUUGUAUAAACUUGGGUUGAAGAUUUACGAAUACAACAAGAAGAGAAGUAACGAUAUAAUGUACUUGUUUGCUGAGCAUUUACAAAAGACAAUCAACUUUAGUGAAUCUGGUUUGGCAUUUGAAUAUUUGGGCAAGUUGGAUCAGGCAUUAGAAAACUACAUUUUAGCAAAGAAAUGGAAAUCGGCAUUAUCAAUUGCUGAAAAGUCAGAGUUCAACAAAAAGUUUGAAGACACGGCUAAUAGCCUUGUAAAUACAUUGACUGCUGAUCACAAAUACAGCGAUGCUGCUGAAAUUGAAUAUCACUUUUUGGGAAAUGCCAUGGAAGCAAUUAAGUUGUACUGCAAGCAAUACUGGUUCGAUCAAGCCAUUCUUAUUGCUGAAAAGGAGUCACAGCCAGAAUUAAUUGAAUCUGUCGUCGACGUUCAAAUAAAUGAAGGUUUCGGUACCAUUGCGGAACUAUUAGCAGAUUGCAAAGGUCAAAUGAACUCACAAUUGAGGAGGUUGAGAGAGUUGCGUGCUAAAAAGGAAGAAGAUCCAUAUUCUUUCUAUGGCGCCCCAGAUGACAUAGAUACACCGGACAAUGUAUCAGUCGCUGCUUCUGAAACAUCUACUGCGCCAUCAUUUUUCACUAGGUAUACAGGUAAAACCGCUGGAACUGCUAAAACCGGGGCAUCACGUCGUACCUCUAAGAACAAGAAGCGUGAAGAGCGUAAAAAGGCCAAAGGUAGAAAAGGUACUAUCUACGAAGAGGAGUAUUUGAUAAGAUCAGUCGGUCGGUUGUUAGAAAGGUUAGAUCAAACACAACCAGAUGCCCUUAGAUUAAUUGACGGGCUAAUCAGGCGUCAAAUGAAGGAGAAAGCUUACCAGAUUCAAAAGAACUGGUGUGAAUUGAUUGACUUCAUUUCAGAAAAUAUUGAUGAGAUACAUAAUAUGAGUGAAAAGGAUCGUGAAAGAAUCGAUGACAAUGGUGAAGUGUAUCUAAUCGAAGAGAUUCCUAAACCUACAGUUAACAAAUUUCCCAAAUUUAAUAUAUUGGAUUACUAG
Lodderomyces orthopsilosis Co 90-125 is the source of this 3981-nucleotide messenger RNA. RefSeq names its product Elongator subunit. Gene Ontology annotation, biological process: tRNA wobble base 5-methoxycarbonylmethyl-2-thiouridinylation. Bases 1 to 3981 code for a protein of 1326 amino acids. Gene Ontology annotation, molecular function: tRNA binding. NCBI's taxonomy places the organism in Eukaryota, Fungi, Ascomycota, Pichiomycetes, Serinales, Debaryomycetaceae. Gene Ontology annotation, cellular component: elongator holoenzyme complex; cytosol. The record is from RefSeq and is a predicted model, not a curated record. The transcript has a single exon.